AUGUCACAAACCACAUCUGAAAAGAAGGUCUCUAACCUAAUACAUUCUCUGUUCUCUACGCAAAUGAAUGACAAGGUGAAGGACAGCCUAGAAAACAUCAAAAUACAAAUGGUGCAAGAUAAUGAAGAGGAAACACAAGCAGCGAUGAUAAUUGUGAUGCCAAUAAAAGUGUUGGACAUCAUACACCAGAAUUUUACCUCAUUCAAGAAGAAUCUGGCUAAUAUAUUCAAGAAUUAUAAUAUUUUCUGUGUUAGAGAACCAAUAUACAAUAGGCUCUCAAAGGGUAUUAAUAGGAAUGUGCAGGAAAGAUGGAUUUUUGAUCUUUGUUACCCAGCUGAAGUACAAUGCAGGAUGACCGAGGUAAAAAAUGGAGGAACAGUGCAAAUUGAGAAGGUGAUGCUUGAAAGAAAGUGUGAUUUUCUGCAGGAUGAUUUCAAAAACAUGGAAAAUGCGUAUAAGACGUUGACAGACAGAACAGUCAUAUAUGCACUGAGGCAUUACUGAUUAAAAUUUGGUUUUUAAGCAAA
Molecule: messenger RNA, 527 nt
Organism: Vavraia culicis subsp. floridensis
Lineage: Eukaryota; Fungi; Microsporidia; Pleistophoridae
Exons: 1
Coding region: 1-504 (167 amino acids)
Biological process (GO): translation
Cellular component (GO): ribosome
Molecular function (GO): structural constituent of ribosome
Source: RefSeq, a predicted model, not a curated record